AUGGCCCAAGCCACCAAUCUGAUUAUGCGGGGUCUAAAUCUUGAGCUUGUCUAUAGACAGAAGACCCCAGCAAGUUGCCGUACGGAGGCCUCGACUACAGGCAGGAGAUUAUUUCGUUGGCUAAGUGAAGGAUCAGGAGAUGCAGAAAAAUUAAUAUUCUCUGUAGGGGAUGUUCUUGUCAUCGCCCAACGACCCAAGAACCCAUGGCCAAAACCGUUUAGUUUGUGGACGGACGAUUUGGGUGCAGCAAUUGCUGAGGCCAAGAAGAAUCAGUGGAGGACUCACGUACAAUUUUUGUCAGAUUUUAAUCCCGACGAUCCCCUCAAAGUAUCUUUUCAAGGAGUUGAAGAUUAA
Molecule: messenger RNA, 354 nt
Organism: Eimeria maxima
Lineage: Eukaryota; Apicomplexa; Conoidasida; Eucoccidiorida; Eimeriidae
Exons: 7
Coding region: 1-354 (117 amino acids)
Source: RefSeq, a predicted model, not a curated record